Messenger RNA from Oncorhynchus mykiss (rainbow trout), 879 nucleotides. Lineage: Eukaryota; Metazoa; Chordata; Actinopteri; Salmoniformes; Salmonidae. The record is from RefSeq and is a predicted model, not a curated record.
GAUGCUGAGGAAAGUUGUUUCGGUGUACCUCAGAGCAUUGUUUGUGAUCAGAAUUCAACCAGCCCGGAUGUUGCCUCGCUUUCAACCCCAUCCACUGACAACUUAGUCGGUGAUGAUGACUUCACCGGCCUCAUCAGCAUGUUAGUGGUGAGACUUCUGUCAAAAAUCCAAACCCAAACUGAUCUGUACCCAACUGACGUCACACGCACGUCACAAGACCUGAUUCCAAAAGUUAUAGCUGCCUUCUGUGCAUGGUCAGGCUGCUCUGAGACCCAAGCUUAUCCCAAGAACCUGAAGAGUCACAAAGUAUACAGCACCGUCUACAAACAUCUGUUGAAGGAGUUUGGCUCAGAGAAAAUACUCCAACUGGCCGUGUCGACUCAGGACUCCACUUUCAAUAGGAUUCUUGUGAAGUCAUUGAGCAAGGAGCUUCUCCACAGUUGUAACGAGGCAUCAAGAGCAGCCUCAAGAACAUCUUUCGAAGCCACCAGGCCAGAAGCUCUUCUCAUGGCUGAAGAUGUGAAGGCUACCAGAGGGAAGCUGUCUUUCCUACAAAGGCUUGCCAGACUGAAAUUCAACUUAAAGCCAUUCAUGAUGGGAAACAAGAAGAAUUCCCGCCAUUCUGAAUCCAAAGACCAGACUACUGCUGAAGAGAUCAUGUUGGCACAUCCUGCCACGUUUGGACUCCCAGAGGGUCUUCCCUCCACCUCUCAACAGGAGAAGCCUCGCAAACGUCCCCUUCUAAUCAGGAUGUUUUCCACCAUCUCCAUAGGCCUAUCCAAGCCAUUCAAACGGUUUUCAAAGCAAGCUUAAUACAACAAUUUCCUUUAAUACAGUAAUAUUUGCAUUGAAUUGAUGGCGUUUGUCUUCUUUUGUGUU